Molecule: messenger RNA, 765 nt
Organism: Pieris macdunnoughi
Lineage: Eukaryota; Metazoa; Arthropoda; Insecta; Lepidoptera; Pieridae
Source: the annotation of a GenBank genome assembly
AUGGAUGACGUUCUGGAAAUACUUGUGGAGAACGGCGAGUUGCCACCGUCGGCUGUCGGAGAUGUAGCCUCAAACAGGUCCAUUGAUACGGGAUAUCUCACCGCCAGUCCUGGAGACUUCACACCCACUGAUGUAUUAACCGAUGAUGUUCUCAGCGACUCACACGUCCGAGAAUCGUUGGCGGCAGACGAAUUGCAGAGAGAACUCAAUGAGAUCCAAAAUGAAAUUAUGGGUCACGAUCUCUCCACUGUUGGAGAUAUCGAAAGAGUAGACGGUAUAGACGACGACCUCAACGUGGAUAUGUUAGCCACUAAUGAGUUCAAUGCCAACUUUGCGGAUUGCAACACCACAUCCGAUAACGAUUUCCUGUCACUUUUAACCGAUAGCGAUGAAACUCACGGGAUGGACAUAGACGACGAACAAACGGAAAGAAUGAGCAUACCCGCACUCACUAAUGGAGACAUCCUGGAUACAUCGAGAACAGACUUUCCCGACAUCAACGAUCUGUCUUUGCCUUUCCAUAAUGAAGACACGCGCCACGACACGUUUGAAGACCGUUGUGACUUCGAUUUCAAGGAGUUCGACUUGGGCAACAGUGUGAACAUGGACACGGACUACUACAUGAACAAUAACUUUCCGAAUCUGUUCGGGCGCGGUCACAUGCCGCAGUGCGACCCCUUACUCGGCGGCAUUCUAUCUCGUCCCGCUCCGAGGCCCGCCUGCAAGAUUUACUCGUGGGAGAAGAGCGAGUACGACGCCACAUGA